Molecule: messenger RNA, 699 nt
Organism: Moneuplotes crassus
Lineage: Eukaryota; Ciliophora; Spirotrichea; Euplotida; Euplotidae
Source: the annotation of a GenBank genome assembly
CUCAUGCGUCAUAUGGAGAGCAAAUGAAGUUCUGUGAUCUAGGACAGAUACCUGUUGAGCAAGCCUUUACAGACACAACAAUGGACAAAGAUGCUAUUGCUGACUUUCUACAUUUUAAGACAAAGGUAAACCAGAACAUUUCAAAAUGUCUCGAACAAGCAGCAAGUAAGAGAGUGAACAGCACCAGAAGGAAGCAUGGCUAUUUCCAGAAAUAUUUUCUUGAGAGACAAAGAGAGAAAUGGAAAAGAAAAUAAAUUUACGAAUACCAAGAAAAUGGACUUUCUAGGUAGAUCUAAGAAGAAAGAUCUCUCGCCAUUGUCUUCAAGACCGAAUCAGAAAUUCCUACUCAAUUUACCACCAUUUUUGAGCAAAAGUAAGAUCGCUGAGAAGGAGGCUUUCUCUCCUGCAGAUGAUAGGAGAUAUUACUCGAGUAUUAGGUCUGCUAAGUAUUCACAACCCAAGGAGUUUUAUCUGAAUUCUUUCCUACACUGAAACCCAAAGUCAAUUAGGAAGGAAAGAAAGGUAGUUACGGGGAAGAAGUAUUUCAGAAUACAUCACCCAAGCAUGGAUAAUACCUUUAUCGGCCGUUCUUUAAAGUCAGAAGGGAAGGUCCCAAAAUUUUUGUCUGCGAAGAACUCAGUCUCGAGUGAUUAUCAAGAACCUGUGUUGCGAGUUCCUCGGCUUAGGCAUGUGCUUUAG